Anopheles merus is the source of this 1738-nucleotide messenger RNA. RefSeq lists its product as uncharacterized. The coding region runs from base 483 to 1349 and encodes 288 amino acids. The transcript has 3 exons. The record is from RefSeq and is a predicted model, not a curated record. NCBI's taxonomy places the organism in Eukaryota, Metazoa, Arthropoda, Insecta, Diptera, Culicidae.
AGAAGAAGAAAAAGAACAAGAAGAAAAAGAAGAAGAAGAAGAAGAAGAAGAAGAAGAAGAAAAAGAAGAAAAAGAGGAGAAGAAAACAGUGCAGCAAAUAAGUAGUGAAACAAACAAAAAACGAAACAAGAGAAAUGAAAACGAAAAACAAUGGUAAAAAAUAAAACAAAAGUGAAUUAAAAAAAAACUUACAUAUUCUGUAGUUUCACUGUGUGAUUUCAGAACCUUUUGAUUGUUUGUUCUUUUGUAUAAUGGUGGGUUUUUCCUGAAUGGGAAACGUCAUCGAGGGAGUUCGCUCUCUUCCUUCCUAUCGGAUUCGCUCUCUUCCUAUCACGUAAUUGCGUGCUUGUAUGCGUGCGUUGAUAUUACACUCUUAUCAGCACACUCUUUCAAUAGUCGUGUGCAAAACCGUGGAAAGUUGCAAGUACGGUUCAGUUAUGUGUGAGCAUCCUUAGAAGGAAGAGUACAAUCUUUGAAGCAUCAUGAAACAUACAAUCAUUCUCAUCAGCACGCUGUUUCUAGUGCCAAUAUCUGUAUCAAGUGAUCCGAUUGAAUCAGCAUGCAAACAGUUCAACCGACAGAUAAUUAUCUAUCGUCCUCAAGGGUUGAUGGUAAAUCAACGCGUCAGAAGAAAUUUAGUUGGCCUCGAGCUGGAGGUGUACAUUAACCAAGAGGAACGAUCGAACCCGAUGUGUGACCUUUGCGCCAAUGCAACGCUGUCGGGUCGACGAAGAAAGCUGCUGCAGAUUAAAAACCCAUCGGUUCUGGUGCUUCCGGGCGAUACCGUUCAAUACACGGUUACCAAACGGUACCGCAAUGGGCCUCCGGCCCAAUUGAGCUGUAAAUUUAGAGUUAGUGGUGAUCGGAUGAUAUCGUUACAUCCAGCAGUACACCAUUGUCCAGAUAAUGCUCCGCGGAGCAAUGUAGUCCGUGAAAUCAAUUAUGCCGCUGAAAAGCGCUUACUAGAGGACACAAUUAACGACAUGCUAACAUCCUGUGAGGCUACUGCUAAGACCAAAAUGCUCAUCCUGCUCGGUAACUAUCAGGACAUUGAGUCGGAAAAGGCUCUGAAACAUUAUGUGAUAGGUCGGCUAGAAUCACUACUUCCCUCGGUCGAAUGGGACGGUACGGUAGAGAACGUGUACCGCUCAAAUGGACGGUUCGUUUUUGAAGUUAAAACGGCACUGAUGAAGCUGAAAAUACUUCACCUCGUACGAGGUGCUGAGGCAGCCGCAAGCAUCGUGGAUUAUGACACGCAGGUCCGUUCAACUUACGAUCGUGACGACUAUUUUGAUGAGGAUUACGACGAGCAUGAGAGUACGACGGGCGUAGUUGAAGUGAUGUUUUGAGGCAGGAAUAAAGUAGAGUAAGACUGCAAUGCAAAAAAAAAGUACGAUUUUUAUUCUAAUGUUGGAACUCUCGAAUAUUUUUCUCUAAUUCUUUUACAUGAUUAUAGUAGUAAGGCAACAUUUUCACAGUUCAAUUUUUUUAUUAGAAAAUGUUCCUGCGAAAUUAGUCCUGUAUAACGAAACUGUUCGAAGGGUCCACUUUUACGCCGGAUUGUAUGCAAUUUGAUGUGCUAUUUCUUCGUUAACUGUCUUUUCCCCUGGUGGUAUGCAAUGCGCAUCAUUUUCACCGAUGGAGCACGUUCGCAAAGCACGUGAAGGAGGCCGGCGAAUCGCUUUCGUUGAGUUGAGUUGCUUCUGAAUGUAUUUUUGUUCUAUUAAGGAUUUUGGCU